Molecule: messenger RNA, 1623 nt
Organism: Linum tenue
Lineage: Eukaryota; Viridiplantae; Streptophyta; Magnoliopsida; Malpighiales; Linaceae
Source: the annotation of a GenBank genome assembly
CCUUAAUUGAUGCCCACUUCACCCACCCAAUAACUCAAAAAAGAACGAUGACAGUGACAACUUGAAACCCCAUUAUAAAUUCCGCCACUUGACAGUUCCUGCCAAGUCAUCCAUUAUUAACACCGCUGCUUGUGCCGGCCACGCAACCCGAGCCAUUUUCAAACACUCCCAGCAGCUUUUCAGUGAAGAAAAGGACACAGAAGAAGGUGGGAAGGUGAACGGAAAGGGGAAAAGAUGACGGGAGGAUACUAUUUCCACAGAGAUGUGCUGCCGUUUGUAGCCAUGGUCAGCUUGAACAUCAUCAACGUUGGGAUCAAUACGCUCUUCAAAGCUGCAACAGUGGAGGGUAUGAGCAACCAUGUCUUCGUCGCCUAUGACUAUGCCAUCGCUUCUCUUGUUCUUCUUCCUGCUCCUUUCCUCUCCAAAAGGUCAAGUGUUCUUCCUCCUUUGAGCUCCUCAGUUGUGUGCAAAAUUGGCGUCCUCGGGCUCAUAGGGAGUUCGUCUCAAAUCAUGGUGUACACUGGAAUCAACUACAGUUCUCCAACUCUUGCGUCCGCCAUUGGCAAUCUCACUCCAGCUUUUACUUUCCUGUUUGCCGUCAUUUGCAGGAUGGAAAGAGUUGCGAUUAGAAGAUCAUCCAGCCAGGCCAAAAUCCUAGGCACAAUAGUGGCAAUAGCAGGUGCAUUUGUGGUGACCCUCUAUAAGGGUCCCCCCAUUUUCGCGUCAGAAUCUCCAUCACCAACUAAACUGAAUCAUCAAUCAUCCCUUCUUCAGUCAUCAACAACAACUACGCAAGGACACUGGGUACUUGGUGGGAUGUGCCUCACCGUAAAGUAUAUACUUGACCCUUUGUGGUACAUUGUAGUGACACAGAUAAUGAAGGAGUACCCUGCAGAAUUCACAGUGAUCUUCUUCUACAAUGUAAUUGUCUGCAUCAUAACAUCAGUUUUUGCUCUGAUCACUGAAGGAACAACAUCAAGUGCCUGGAUAUUCAGCAGUAGAACAGCAAUAGCAUCGGUUUUCUGCUCGGGAGUGCUUGGAUCGUGCUUGAGCAAUGGCGUUGACGCAUGGGUGUUGCGGCUCAAAGGGCCAGUAUUUGUGUCGUCGUUCAAACCAUUCGCGAUGAUUGUAGCUGUUGCCAUGGGAGUUACACUUCUGGGUGAUAUUCUGCAUCUAGGGAGCCUGAUUGGAGCAAUAACCAUUGCAAUUGGGUUCUACAUGCUGAUGUGGGGAAAGGCCAAAGAGGAGGAUGAUAACACCAUCCCACAACGGAACAGUAAUCAUGUUAGUAGUACCCUCGAACCUCAAUCCAACGAGAAGAACUUCUACCGUAGAAGUGCGAAUUGCUUUGCCGUUGCCGGAAUAGUUCGUUCCGAACUUGAUGAAAGAACGAAUGCUAGAGGCAGGCAGGUGGUAGAGCCUUGCCGGCUGCUGAAUGGGCCGGGUGGUGCAAAUCGUGGUUUGCGAUUAUACCUCACCUCUGUGGCCAAAGAAAGGAUGACCACGAUUCAGGUCAAAGGAGAAGAGAAAGACACUGCCAUCGGCCGUCAUAGGUGGCGUCAAUCUCCCAAUUCAAGAUCCAGCGGUUUGAGCAGCUUGGAGAUACCAGAUCUGUCGCACUGA